This is a messenger RNA of Cyprinodon tularosa, 1333 nucleotides long. Its product is annotated as phosphoribosyl pyrophosphate synthase-associated protein 1-like. Bases 102 to 1247 code for a protein of 381 amino acids. Lineage: Eukaryota; Metazoa; Chordata; Actinopteri; Cyprinodontiformes; Cyprinodontidae. Gene Ontology annotation, biological process: purine nucleotide biosynthetic process; 5-phosphoribose 1-diphosphate biosynthetic process. The record is from RefSeq and is a predicted model, not a curated record. Gene Ontology annotation, cellular component: cytoplasm; ribose phosphate diphosphokinase complex. The transcript is spliced from 10 exons. Gene Ontology annotation, molecular function: ribose phosphate diphosphokinase activity; magnesium ion binding.
CAGACACGCAGCGUGGGUGUCCUUAUUUCCACAUGGGGAUAUUUUGGGGGGUUUUAUGGUGAAACCUCCACCUUUUUCUGAGCGGAUACAGAGAGAAGCCCAUGAGGCGCUGUGGGGGCCACAGGUCCCUGCGUCCCCCCCCUCAGAGCCCCGCGCUGGCCUUUGGUUUCUCCACCAUGAACGUCUCUAGGAGCAAUUAUCGCGUGUUUUCUGCAAACUCCUCAUCCGGCUGCACCGAGCUGCCCACCAAGAUCACAGAGCGCCUGGGUGUGGAGCUGGGCAGGUCGGUCGUUUAUCAGGAGUCAAACUCAGAGACGAAAGUGGAAGUGAAGGAAUCUGUCCGAGGACAAGACGUCUUUAUUAUUCAGACCAUUCCAAGGGACGUCAACACGGCCGUCAUGGAGCUGCUGGUGAUGGCUUACGCUUUGAAGUCGUCUUGUGCGAAGAACAUCAUCGGAGUCAUUCCCUACUUUCCCUACAGCAAGCAGUGCAAGAUGAGGAAGAGAGGCUCCAUCGUCUGCAAGCUGCUGGCUUCCAUGCUGGCCAAAGCCGGACUGACUCACAUCAUCACCAUGGACCUUCACCAGAAGGAAAUCCAGGGCUUCUUUAACAUCCCCAUCGACAACCUCCGCGCUUCGCCUUUCCUCCUGCAGUACAUCCAGGAGGAGAUCCCAGACUACAGGAACGCCGUCAUCGUUGCAAAGACUCCAUCUGCUGCUAAAAGAGCCCAGUCCUACGCUGAGAGACUGCGACUCGGCCUGGUGGUGAUGCACGGGGAGGGGCAGCAUUCAGAGUCGGACAUGGCAGACGGUCGGCACUCCCCCCCGCUGUCCCGGACCACGGCGGGACACACAGGCCUGGAGCUGCCAUUGAUGAUGCCGAAGGAGAAGCCUCCUAUCACCGUCGUUGGAGACGUAGGAGGAAGAAUCGCCAUCAUCGUGGAUGACAUCAUAGACGACGUGGAGGACUUUGUUGCAGCAGCAGAACGACUAAAGGAGAGAGGAGCCUAUAAGAUCUACAUCAUGGCCACGCAUGGGCUGCUGUCUGCAGAAGCCCCCCGGCUGAUAGAGGAGUCUGCUAUAGAUGAGGUGGUGGUGACCAACACCGUCCCCCAUGAGGUGCAGAAGCUUCAGUGUCCCAAGAUCAAAACGGUGGACGUGAGUCUGAUCCUGGCUGAGGCCAUCCGCCGCAUCCACAACGGAGAGUCCAUGUCCUACUUGUUCCGGAACAUCGCCGUGGACGACUGAGGCGGCGCAGACGCCGCGGGACGGACGCUUCCUGUUCAACAUAAAUCUGAUUGAUUUACCGAAUGUCACAAAUGAGGCAAGAAAAA